AUGCGGCCUAUUCUACUGUCGGGCCAUGAACGGUCCCUGAAUCAAAUCAAGUUCAACCGCGAUGGCGACCUCCUAUUUUCCGUGGCCAAGGACAAGAUUGUGUGUGCGUGGUGGUCUGCCAACGGCGAGCGCCUGGGUACCUACAACGGCCACCAGGGUGCCAUCUGGACCGUCGAUGUGAGCCCCAACACCGUCCUCCUAGCGACGGGUUCGGCAGACAAUACGGUGCGGUUAUGGAACAUCAAGACGGGCGAGUGCGUCAAGGUCUGGGAGUUUCCCACCGCCGUCAAGCGCGUGGCCUUUUCGCCGGAUGGUAGCAAGUUGCUGGCGGUGACGGAGAAGCGGAUGGGUUUCUUGGGUACGAUUGCGGUGCUCGAUAUCGCCUACGGAGAUGGACAAGGUGGGAACCUGAACGAGCAGGCUGACGAGCCGAGCUUGCGCAUCACUUGCACCGAGAGCAAGGCGACCGUCGCCGGGUGGAGUUUCUUGGCCAAGUACAUCAUCGCGGGACACGAGGAUGGCAGUGUCAGCCAGUAUGACCCGAAGACCGGAGAGCAGCUGGAGACCAUGCAGGCCCACGAGUUCGACCACCAGAUCAACGACCUCCAAUUCUCUCCCGACCGCACCUACUUCAUCACUGCCUCCAAGGACAAGUCCGCCAAGCUCAUGUCUGCCCGCAACCUCGCCAUCCUCAAAACCUACACUGCCGACACCCCCCUCAACACCGCCACCGUCACACCAAAGAAGGACUUUGCGAUUCUGGGCGGUGGCCAGGCGGCCAUGGAUGUCACCACCACCUCCGCCCGCCAGGGUAAAUUCGAGGCCCGUUUCUACCACCGCAUUUUCGAGGACGAGAUCGGCCGUGUCCGUGGCCACUUCGGUCCUCUGAACACCAUCGACGUUCACCCCGCCGGCACCGCUUACGCUUCUGGUGGUGAGGACGGCUAUGUCCGCGUCCACCACUUCGACAAGCCUUACUUUGACUUCAUGUAUGAGGUGGAGCGGGAGCAGAUGCGGAAGUAA
This is a messenger RNA of Penicillium riverlandense, 1023 nucleotides long. RefSeq names its product translation initiation factor eIF3 subunit i (gene tif34). Bases 1 to 1023 code for a protein of 340 amino acids. Lineage: Eukaryota; Fungi; Ascomycota; Eurotiomycetes; Eurotiales; Aspergillaceae. Gene Ontology annotation, molecular function: translation initiation factor activity; protein binding; RNA binding. The record is from RefSeq and is a predicted model, not a curated record. Gene Ontology annotation, cellular component: cytoplasm; eukaryotic translation initiation factor 3 complex, eIF3m. Gene Ontology annotation, biological process: cytoplasmic translational initiation. The transcript is spliced from 4 exons.